Molecule: messenger RNA, 2538 nt
Organism: Austrofundulus limnaeus
Lineage: Eukaryota; Metazoa; Chordata; Actinopteri; Cyprinodontiformes; Rivulidae
Gene: gtpbp2b
Product: GTP binding protein 2b
Exons: 12
Coding region: 176-2011 (611 amino acids)
Biological process (GO): translational elongation
Molecular function (GO): GTPase activity; GTP binding; translation elongation factor activity
Source: RefSeq, a predicted model, not a curated record
GUCGCCGUGCUGUGUGCUGGUGGUGCUGAGGAGAGAGCAUCAUUUCCGGCUGCUCCCUCACGCAGAGAGGCCGACGCGAUGUGUGGAGUUACAGAGUUAAUGUUUUUAUCAUCUUUACGCGUCUUUUAAAGCCGUCUGCUCUCCGUCUCCUGGCCGUCGCGGACAUCCCGACCUGAUGGUGGAUUUGGCCCAAAGUGUCGCAGCGUCGCCCGGACUCUGCAGGCACGGACAGCAGGGCUGCGGUUCCACUAACAACGGGAGGAAACCGUCCAAAAGGUCGCGAACGAGACGAGGCAAACGAGGCAGAAGACGGAGGACCAAACGUAGCAGAAACAAUAAAACACCACCACCGUUUCUGCCGCCGGAGGCUGAAGAAGGAAACAUUGAAUAUAAGUUGAAGCUGGUCAACCCCACUCAGUAUCGCUUUGAGCAUCUGGCCACGCAGCUAAAGUGGCGUCUUCAGGAGGGCCGUGGUGAGGCUGUCUAUCAAAUCGGAGUGGAAGACAACGGCCUGCUGGUUGGUCUGACUGAGGCCGACAUGAAAUCUUCUCUCAAGACCUUGAAGAGGAUGGCAGAGAAGGUUGGUGCUGAUAUCACACUGCUCAGAGAAAGAGAAGUGGACUAUGAUCUGGACAGAAAUACCAGAAAAAUUGCAGAGGUCCUUGUUCGAAAAGUUCCUGAUGAUCAGCAGUUCUUGGACCUGCGCGUGGCCGUGCUGGGUAAUGUGGACUCRGGGAAGUCAACCCUGCUUGGUGUUCUGACGCAGGGGGAACUGGACAAUGGCCGAGGCCGAGCCAGACUUAACCUUUUCAGACACCUGCACGAGAUCCAGACCGGACGCACCUCCAGCAUAAGCUUUGAGAUCCUGGGCUUCAACAGCAAAGGAGAGGUGGUGAACUACAGCGACUCUCGGACAGCUGAGGAGAUAUGUGAGAGCUCGUCUAAGAUGAUCACUUUCAUUGACUUGGCAGGACACCACAAAUAUCUGAAGACCACUGUUUUUGGCCUCACCAGCUACUGCCCUGACUUUGCCAUGCUGGUGGUGAGUGCCAAUACUGGCAUAGCUGGUACCACCCGGGAACACUUGGGCCUGGCCAUGGCACUGAAGGUUCCCAUCUUUCUAGUUGUCAGUAAAGUGGACCUGUGCUCCCGAGGCACCGUGGACCGAACUGUGCGUCAGCUGGAGCGAGUUCUGAAGCAACCGGGCUGCAACAAGGUGCCCAUGGUGGUGUUGAACCCUGACGAUGCCGUAACUGCUGCGCAGCAGUUCACACAGUCCACAUGUGUCACGCCCAUCUUCACCCUGUCCAGUGUGUCCGGAGAGAGCCUGGACCUCCUGAAGGUCUUCCUGAACAUCCUUCCUCCACUCAGCAACAGCAAAGAGCAGGAAGAGCUGAUGCAGCAGCUCACAGAGUUCCAGGUAGAUGAGAUCUACUCAGUUCCUGAUGUUGGGACAGUUGUGGGAGGAACUCUGUACAGUGGUGUGUGCAGGGAGGGUGAACGGCUGGUGGUGGGUCCAACAGACGAAGGUCGAUUCCUACGUCUGAAGGUGGGCAGCAUCCAGAGGAACCGCUCAGCCUGCAGGGUCCUGAGGGCCGGACAGGCAGCCACGCUGGCUCUGGGAAACUUUGACCGCUCUCUGCUGCGCAAGGGAAUGGUGAUGGUCAGCCCUAAGAUGAACCCAACGAUCUGCUGUCAGUUUGAAGCUGCCAUCGUUCUGCUCUUUCAUGCUAAGACUUUCAGACGGGGGUCACAGGUCACCGUACACGUUGGUAACGUCAGGCAGACGGCAACGGUGGAGUGCCUUCAUGGAAAGGACGAGCUGCGAACAGGUGAGAGGGCCGUCGUUCGCUUCCGCUUCAUCAAACACACUGAGUACCUGCGAAUGGGAGCGAAGCUGCUCUUCAGAGAGGGUGUCACCAAGGGCAUUGGUCAUGUGACACGCUUACUGCCCCCUUCUCAGAACCACGACCAGAACCAGAACCAUGACCAGAACCUGCAGGAUUAUUAGACACUGCAUCACCAACAGAGAGCUCAUCAAAAAACUUGGCCAAGUUGGAGGUCAUCCAGACAUUGUCCUGCUUCAUAUCAGCGUAAUAAUCUGGCCGUCGUGGGUCCACGUUUAUCUCCUUGUUCUUGUCUGCAGUGCCCAUCUUCCUCAGCAGGCGGUCCUGUCUUGACUUCAAGUUGGAGGACCUCAGUGGAUUUAAUCUGAUGUUGUACCACUGACUGAUACAUGAGGGAGAAGACUGCUGGAUUAUUUUUCCAGGGAUUUGAAGAAUGACUUUAAAGCAUCACAACACUCACUCAUUUUUUGAGGUGAUAGAACUGGUUGUUUAAUUCAGUUCAGUGAUACAGUGUCAGUUCACAGCAGACUCAGGCUUCUGUACAAAAAAUAAGUCCAAAUCCUAAAUUGAACUCUUAGAUUCAAAUCCAAAUAAAAUCUGUUCUUAAUAUAAUACAGUACAUUGGUUUCCAGCACAUUAUAAAACACUAAUUAGUAAAAUUUAUUUAUUUAAUAAAGUCAGCAGAAUGCAA